AUACAAUUCAAAUAUAGUCUAUUUAUAAGUUUAAUUUCUAUUUUAUUCAAAAUUAUUUUGAUCAGUUCGUAUUUACCCCAGAAACAGGUAAACUUUAGAAGUAGCUUGUAAUUCACUGUAAAUUUUUAUUCAAAACCACAAGUUCAGCGAAUGGACUAUAUUUUCGUUACCUAAUUUCCUGCUGAUUAUAUAAUUUAUAACUGCAACAACCUUGACUCUUCGUUAAAAAUCACGAAAACGAAACAGACCGGUUCUGUUUCAUUCUCUGUGAUGCAAUGAAUCUAAUACCCAGAUAGCAAUCUACUCACUAUUACGUUUACCAACGACCAGUAAUGUAGACAUUAUGUAAUUAAUAUAAGUAGAAUAAAUACAUUGAUGUGAGAAUAACGAUGUCCCGAAAAAAUGUGAUAGCAGGGCCGAAAGUCGAGUAUCAAGAAUACAAAGGAAGCUUAGGAGAAUUUUAUUUCGAAAAUGCGGGCGAGUUUAAUAGCGACAUUUUUCAGGUGGACGCCGACACGAACGAACACGAAACCUUCGGAACCAUCAAAUCCAAAUCGGUGCGAUUGGCGAUAAAUUUGCAAAAACACGGCCUCACAUCGGACGGUUGCGUCGUCAUCUGCUCGAAUAACACCACCUACAGCUGCGUCCCGCACGUCGCGGCGCAAUUCCUCGGCGCCGCGACGGCCGCCCUGCAUCCCAAACAAUCCCAAAGCGAAUGGACGCAUUGCUUGGACGUCGUCCGGCCGUCGCACGUCUUCGUCGAAGAACGCGACGUCCUGAAGAUGGAGAAAAGCAUCGAAACUUUGAAAGAGAAGCCGAUGCUCGUCGUGUUCGGGGAAUCCCGGGAACAUCUCACCUACAAGGAUUUGGUGACGACGUCUGAUGAUGAUCGGGAGGCGACGUUUCGGCCUGUGGCGAAAAACUGCAAAGAUACGGCGGUUAUUUUGUUCAGCAGCGGUACUACCGGAGCUCCGAAAGGGAUGCGUUCGUCGCAUUAUAGCCUUAUUAAUAGAACUAUGCCUGGCCUACUCGACGCUCUACUGGAUAUCCGGCGUACUGCAAUUGGUGUGUGCUUCUACACCGGCGGCCGCAGGAUAAUCCCGCCCGUCGAGUUCGAUCCGGAGCGAAUGCUCCAAAUAAUCGAGCGGCACAAAGUGAACUACAUGUUCGUCAGUCCGGUCCUCAUGCGAUCGGUGAUUCCGCUGAAGAAAAUCGCCGAGAACUACGACACCUCCAGCCUGGUGUUCGUCGUCACCGUGGGAUCGAUCCUCCACGCCGACGAGGUGCUGGAAUUGCGAAGGAUCUUCCCGGGAACGGUGGUUACCCAAGCGUACGGAUCCAGCGAGACCACGACCCUCGGCACGGCUUUCGCGCUGCCGGAGGAUGGCCGGUGGCUCUCCAAAUUGGAGUCGGUGGGCAAGGUGACGGCCAACUGCGAGAUCAAAGUGAUCGACGUCGCGACGGGGGAGGCUCUGGGACCUCGCCAGACCGGCGAAAUAUACGUCAAAACCGCGCUACUGUUUAGCGGUUAUUGCCGCUCGAAUUCCACCGAUUACCUGGACGAUGAGGGUUUCUUCAAAACAGGGGACCUCGGCUACUACGACGAAGAUGAAUGCUUCUACAUCGUCGGGCGGCUGUCGGAGACGUUUAAAUCCCGCGACUAUUUCAUCAGGCCGAGCCACUUGGAGCACAUCCUUCGAGGGCAUCCCGACGUCCUGGAAGCCGGCGUGUUUUGCUCGCAGGACGGCCUUCCUGCGGCUUGCGUGACGUUAAAAGCGCGGGCGACGAGCACCGUCGAGGACAUCGAGGAUUAUUAUAAUGGAAUCGUCUCCGAUUGGGAAAGGCUCAGAGGGGGCCUUAAGAUCGUCAGCGAUAUACCUAUGACUUCUACGCAUAAAAUUCAGAGAUACAAAUUACCGGAAGUGUAUUCGAAGUCGUGAUAUUUGAUUUGUUUCGUUUAGUCAGUUGUUGAUUAAUUAUCCAUUUAGAAUAUUCCGUGUUGCUUGGUGGUUGGAAUUUUGAAGAAAAUGGACG
Molecule: messenger RNA, 2034 nt
Organism: Phyllotreta striolata
Lineage: Eukaryota; Metazoa; Arthropoda; Insecta; Coleoptera; Chrysomelidae
Source: the annotation of a GenBank genome assembly